Messenger RNA from Vitis vinifera (wine grape), 2241 nucleotides. RefSeq names its product pentatricopeptide repeat-containing protein At5g13770, chloroplastic. The transcript has a single exon. Gene Ontology annotation, molecular function: protein binding. Lineage: Eukaryota; Viridiplantae; Streptophyta; Magnoliopsida; Vitales; Vitaceae. The coding region runs from base 19 to 1830 and encodes 603 amino acids. The record is from RefSeq and is a predicted model, not a curated record.
CCAACCUUAUCUUCUUCCAUGGCCGUUUCCACUUCCAUCUCGACCAGCAAUUGUAGACAACCCCACAAACUCAAACUCACCUUCACUUCAACAUGUAAACUCCUCCCUAUUUUCUCUCUUCCUUGCUCAAAUUCUCGCUAUCUCUUCGUCAACAACUCCUCAUACUCCUCCCCCAUUGUGGCUGAGGAAUCUACUCAUGAUCAUCAUCUUCCUGUCAUUGAAUUAGACGUCGAGCUCCCGGAUUUGACACCUAAAGAUGAGAAUUUGAAUGAUUUCUUAUGUGGGUUGUUCAGAGAUCCUAGAAGUGAAGAGCUGGCGUUUGACUACUACCAGAAAGUGAAAGAAAGGCCUGAAUUUAGGCCUGACAAGGAAACCUUAGAGCGUAUAAUCAGGUACUUGAUCAGGUCCAAGAAAUGGGGUUUGAGUUUGUUAGUCUUUGAAGAUUUUAAGAGUUUUGAUGCACAGCUUGAUGGUGAUAUUUGUUGUAGAUUAAUUAGUAGUUGCAUUAGGGCUAGAAAAUUCAGAAUUACAGAAAGUCUUCUCGAAGUUUUUAGUUAUAAUGAUGAUGUCGCUCUCUUGGUCUUCAAUUCAGCAAUGGGGGGGUAUAACAAGCUCCAUAUGUUCAGUAGCACAAUUGCAGUGUAUGAUCGAAUGAAGUCUGCUGGAGUUGUUCCGAAUUCGGAGUCUUAUUAUAGGAUAAUGGAAGCUUACAUUAAAAUUCGAGAUUAUGAGAAAGUUGUCACAUUGUUUCAAGAAUUUGAAAGUAGGAAGAUCGAUUCGUCGCCUUUUUCCACUCAAAUUUAUAGAAUUCUAUGUGAGUCACUAGGGAAAAUGGGGCGAGCUUUUGAAGCUCUGGAGUUCUUCAGAGAUAUGACAAAGAAGGGGAUCUUGGAGGAUUCUGCGGUUUACUCUUCUUUGAUUUGUUCAUUUGCAAGUAUUCGAGAAGUGAAGGUAGCAGAAGAGCUGUUCAGAGAAGCAGAGGAGAAGAAAAUUUUGAGGGAUCCCGAGGUGUUUCUGAAACUUGUGUUGAUGUAUGUUGAAGAAGGGCUUAUGGAGAGGACGCUUGAGAUCGUUAAGGCCAUGAAGAAUGUGGAAAUCCGGGUUUCUGAUUGCAUAUUUUGUGCUAUAGUUAAUGGCUUCGCCAAGAAGAGAGGGCUCAGGGCUGCAGCCAAAGUCUAUGAUGAGCUGAUCUUGCAGGGCUGUGAACCAGGACAAGUGACCUACGCUUCAAUCAUAAAUGUCUAUUGUCGUAUGGAGCUCUACUCAAAAGCAGAAAUGGUGUUUUCAGAAAUGGAAAAGAAGGGGUUCAAUAAAUGCGUGGUGGCCUAUUCUAGCAUGGUGGUUAUGUAUGGAAAAACCGGUAGGCUGAGGGAGGCGAUGAGGCUGGUCGCGAAGAUGAAAGAAAGAGGAUGCGAGCCCAAUGUAUGGGUUUACAACUCGCUCAUGGACAUGCACGGGAGAGUCAAGAAUUUGAGGCAAGUGGAGAAGCUAUGGAAGGAGAUGAAGCGAAAGAAGGUGGUUCCUGAUAGAGUGAGCUACACUAGUGUUAUAAGCGCUUACAGCAAGGCAGGAGAUUUUGAAACCUGCAUGAGAUUUUACCACGAAUUUAGGAUGAAUGGAGGUGUCAUCGACAGGGUUAUUGCUGGGAUCAUGGUUGGGAUUUUCUCCAAGAGUGGUCGGGUGGAUGAGUUGGUUAAGCUUUUGCAGGAUAUGAAGACAGAAGGAACCGGGCUAGAUGAGAGGCUGUAUAGAUCAGCCUUGAAUGCUUUGAGGGACGCGGGGCUGCAAAUGCAAGCAAGAUGGUUGCAAGAGAGCUUCGACACAACGUAGAAGGCCUAAAGGGUCACCCAAAGAGACACCAAACUUGUUGCUCAGUGAUGGGAGCCAAGGUUGAAUGACACUUGACACCUGCUGCUGGAUCUUUGUUUGGCUCUGGGUUCUGUAAUUACCCUCUUAGAGUCUACUUCAUUAUAUGUCUCUUACCAUUGAAACCAGGAUAUAUACUGGCAGGCAGUGGCUGUACUGUCACAUGAGUAAGGCCAUGGCCAUUGUGAUGAUGGCUCUUGAUUCAUUCAAAGCCACAACCCCCAGUUGCUUUAUUAGUACAAUCUUAUUCUUCUGUAUCCUCCUGUAAUUGGAAAGGCUGCAAUAGUAUUCCAUUUUUUGUAAGAUCAUACUGGAAAGGGUUGGUCUUUUCAAAACGUUUUGAAGAUAUGUAAGUGUCAGUUGGGGUUUGACAAA